Mesocestoides corti is the source of this 582-nucleotide messenger RNA. Lineage: Eukaryota; Metazoa; Platyhelminthes; Cestoda; Cyclophyllidea; Mesocestoididae. The record is from the annotation of a GenBank genome assembly.
AUGGAGUUACAGAAUAUCUACUACGAUAGUCGUCAGUACGUAGAAACAGCAAGCGGAAACAAGGUCAGUCGCGAAUCCGUCCUCUGCGGCAGCCAAAAUAUUGUUCUCAGUGGGAUGACAAUUAUUAUGUCCAAGUGUAUUAUCCGUGGCGACUUAGCUAAUAUUCGCAUUGGCCGGCGCUGCGUAAUCAGCGAGCGCGCAGUCAUUCGCCCUCCCUUCAAGAAGUUCUCCAAAGGCGUGGCCUUCUUCCCGCUUCACAUCGGCGAUCAUGUGUUUGUAGGCGAGGAUUCCGUCAUCAAUGCUGCCCAAAUUGGUUCCUACGUUCAUAUCGGCAAGAACUGUGUUGUCAGCAGACGUUGUGUACUCAAGGAUGCGUGUGCCUUGUUAGACAACACAGUCCUGGCUGCGGAAACCAUCGUUCCACCUUUCAGCGUCUUUGGUGGCUCUCCCGGCAGAGUUGUUGCCGAGCUGCCCGAGUGCACACCCGAGCUGAUGACCGAACUCACACGAAGUUACUACGCACAUUUUCUCCCAUCACCAGAACAGCCCGCAAAAGGUCCCACUGAAUCGAAUCUUAUCUAA